AUGGAAGCCUCACAAGAAGGUCAUGUAGAAUUAGUUCAAUAUUUAAUUGAAAAUAGUAUUGAUGUUAAUCAAACAACAUCAGCUGCAUGUGCAGGUGGUCAUCUUAAUGUACCUUCAUUAUUACUUAAACAUAGUGCAGAUUCAAAUCAUAUACUUAAAGAUUAUUCGAAUUGUUUAAUUGAAGCAGCAAAAGGUAGUCAUACAGAAAUAGUAAAAUUAUUAUUUGAAUAUCCGAAAAGUAUAACACAACGAAUACAAACAAUUAUACCGACAAGUUCAGUUGAUCCAUUAUAUCUGAAUCUAUCGAAUGAAAAUCAUCCAAAUGAAGAGUGUUUAACUACAACUAUGUCAAAUUCAUUUCCAUUACUAUCACCACCAGGAGAUAAUAAACGAACUUCUCAGAUGACUAAUGCACCAAUUCAAUUACUUAAAAGUCUUGAAAAAAUCGUUUCAAGAAAUAUUCUUGAUGUUCUUCAAACUGGUGUUAAUAAAUCGACAAAAUUACAUUCAGAUAAUGAUAACAAAGAUAAUACAACAUAUUUAUGUUUGAAUAACAAUCGAUCAUAA
Molecule: messenger RNA, 567 nt
Organism: Rotaria sordida
Lineage: Eukaryota; Metazoa; Rotifera; Eurotatoria; Philodinida; Philodinidae
Source: the annotation of a GenBank genome assembly